AUGAGAGAAGUCAUCUCCAUCAAUGUCGGUCAGGCUGGUUGCCAGAUUGCAAACUCUUGCUGGGAGCUUUAUUGCCUUGAGCAUGGCAUUCAGCCUGAUGGAUACUUGACUGAGGAGCGCAAAGCCGCCGAUCCGGAUGAGGGUUUCAGCACUUUCUUCUCCGAGACUGGACAAGGCAAAUAUGUCCCCCGAACCAUUUACUGUGAUCUCGAGCCCAAUGUAGUCGACGAGGUCCGAACAGGUACAUACCGCAGCUUGUUCCAUCCCGAGCAAAUGAUCACUGGAAAGGAGGAUGCCAGCAACAACUACGCUCGUGGUCACUACACUGUCGGAAAGGAGUUGAUUGACCAGGUCCUGAACAAGAUUCGCCAAGUCGCGGACAACUGCUCUGGUCUUCAAGGUUUCCUCGUCUUCCACUCCUUCGGUGGUGGAACUGGUUCUGGUUUCGGUGCUCUUCUUAUGGAGCGUCUGUCAGUCGACUUCGGCAAGAAGGUCAAGCUUGAGUUCUGUGUUUACCCAGCGCCUCAAACUGCCACCUCGGUUGUUGAACCAUACAACUCGAUUCUUACAACACACACCACCCUCGAGCACUCCGACUGUUCUUUCAUGGUCGACAACGAGGCUAUCUACGACAUCUGCCGCAGAAACCUUGGUCUUGAGCGCCCCAACUACGAGAACUUGAACCGUCUGAUUGCUCAAGUUGUCUCUUCCAUCACCGCUUCUCUCCGUUUCGACGGAUCCCUCAACGUUGAUUUGAACGAGUUCCAAACCAACUUGGUGCCAUACCCACGUAUCCAUUUCCCUCUGGUCGCCUACUCCCCAGUUGUUUCCGCCGCCAAGGCAUCCCACGAGGCAAACUCUGUCCAGGAGAUCUCCAUGUCAUGUUUCGAGCCAAACAACCAGAUGGUGAAGUGUGAUCCUCGAAACGGAAAGUACAUGGCAACUUGCCUCCUGUACCGCGGUGAUGUUGUCCCCAAGGAUGUUCACGCUGCUGUCGCCACUCUCAAGACGAAGCGCACUAUCCAAUUCGUCGACUGGUGCCCAACAGGUUUCAAGAUUGGUAUUUGCUUCCAGCCUCCUCAGAUGGUCCCCAACGGUGAUCUUGCCAAGGUCAACCGUGCCGUCUGUAUGCUUUCCAACACCACCGCCAUCGCCGAGGCCUGGUCCGCUCUAUCUCACAAGUUUGAUCUCAUGUACUCCAAGCGUGCCUUCGUACAUUGGUAUGUCGGUGAGGGUAUGGAGGAAGGUGAAUUCUCUGAGGCUCGUGAGGAUCUUGCCGCACUUGAGCGCGAUUAUGAGGAAGUUGCUACGGAUUCCAUGGAGGGUGAUGAGGGUGCCGAGGCUGAGUACUGA
Messenger RNA from Lachnellula hyalina, 1353 nucleotides. It is a transcript of the gene TBA, whose product is annotated as Tubulin alpha chain. Gene Ontology annotation, molecular function: structural constituent of cytoskeleton; GTP binding. The transcript has 6 exons. Gene Ontology annotation, biological process: mitotic cell cycle; microtubule cytoskeleton organization; nuclear migration by microtubule mediated pushing forces. Gene Ontology annotation, cellular component: cytoplasm; microtubule; spindle. NCBI's taxonomy places the organism in Eukaryota, Fungi, Ascomycota, Leotiomycetes, Helotiales, Lachnaceae. The coding region runs from base 1 to 1353 and encodes 450 amino acids. The record is from RefSeq and is a predicted model, not a curated record.